AAAUCUAGCAAGCUCUAUGAGUGACAUGGGGCGACAUAAUAUAGCAAUAUGGCGCCCGCUACGGAGGAUCUCACGGAGUUUCAGAAGGAGGUUUUUGAGAGAAUCAGCAAGAAUGAAGUGUGCGAGCUCAAAACAUUGUUGGCGCAAGAGAAAAUUAAAAUGGAUUUUGUCGACGAGAACGGCAUGAGCCCGCUGCAGCAUGCCUGUUACAAGGGCAACAAGGAAAUCGUGCAGCUGCUUCUCGACCAAGGUGCUGAUGUGAAUGCAUGUCAGCACGAACAUGCUUAUACUGCUCUUCAUUUCGCUGCUCUAAGUGGAAAUGCCGAACUAUGUCACCUUCUGAUGUCGCACGGAGCACGCUUGACGGCGACAAACAGUGUUGGCAGGACAGCCGCGCAAAUGGCAGCGUUUGUGGGAAAUCACAACUGUGUGGCGACGAUUAAUAAUUUCAUUCCGAAGGCUGAUAUAGAUUAUUAUAUUAAGCCACAGGGUUUACAGACCGAGCCCAUGCUGCCACCAUAUCUAGCCGAUUAUUUUCAUAAAUUUAUAAUGCAUGUCAACGUGCAUCCUGUACGUGUGUGCAUGAAUUUGCAGAGACUUCCAGCACUUUUGGAAAACGCGGCAAAAGUACAAAAAGUAUUAGAAUCCAUGCGCUACAAAGAAAUGACGCGAGGCGCUGAGAUAAAUGAAGUAAUGGCUUUCAAGUAUCAUUAUCUCAGUUGCGUUGUGGCCGAAGUGUUAAAAUGUCAAAAGCGCCAAGAGGCUAUGAAGGCAGAAAAAAGUGAAAAAGGGAAUGAGGAGAGCGAGGAAAAGAAAUCAGAUACCGAGGAGAAAAAAUCGGAUACGGUAGAACUCUUGAUACGAAGAUUUCUGAAGUGCAGCAAGAAUGACGGUCUGCCGGAAUAUCAGGAGGCAUUUUUACGGGAAUCUGUGAGAGAGUUUCCGUUCAGAGAAAGCACAAUUUUCCGUCAGAUGGUCGCCACAUUAGCGAGCACAGAUCCGCCGUCCGCCGUUUCCGUGAUUUCUGCUGCGAUUAAUGGGCAACGAGGCUUCUUCGAUAAUGCUCAGACUUGUGUGACUUGUGGCGAAGACAAGGCUACGAAGAAAUGUAGCAAAUGCAAGGCGGUGCAAUAUUGCGACAGAGAAUGCCAAAGAUUGCACUGGUUCAUGCAUAAGAAGGCGUGCGCCAGAUUGGGUCAAGCCCCGGCUAACAAUGGAAAGCUCACGGAUGUAGAUAAGGAACAGAUCACCAACGCCGUCGGCUCCAGGUUACAAAAUCUCGCUGUUAAAUAAAUAUGUAACAUGUACAAAUUUAACGUGUUAACAGUUCGAUUCAGGACGCCCUAUAUCUCUGUACCUCACGAAUGUUUAUUUGUAUAUAGUUCAUUCGAUGUAGAUUUGAUGAGUUUCCGUGUGACUGUGUCAUAUCCGUUGAAAUUAAUAUUUCAUUGUUAUUUUCAUGUAAGUAAAAUGUACAAACAUUUGUUUAGUCGACUUUUGUCGAUAUCUCGUUCUUUCAACUUUUCAAUUUAACGGACAAUCAGUUAAAACAUUUAGCAAACAUAUGCGAUAUUAGAACACUGAAUCAAAUUAUAAUAAGUUUUUAAUUAAUAUACAAGAAUGUGUUGUGUAUGUUCUUUUUUAUUCAUAUACGUAACUCUGAGCUGCCGAAUUUUUCUGUGAAUCGACUGAUUUUAUAUAGUUCCGUAUUUCUUUUUGAACUUGAACAAUCCCAUAUAUAUAUCGUCAGGUAUAUUUAUAAGUUAUUAUUCUUAAUGUGAAUGCGCUCAGUUAAAUAUAUCUGUUAAUAUUUUAGAGCUGUGUUUCUCCAGGAAUCUUUAUUGUGGAAUCUUUAUUUCUAUGUGUCAGAAUAAAAUAUCUGUACUUGUAAUCUACAACGCGACAAUUUUAUUAUUUUUUUUCAUAUAUUCCGUGCUGCUAAUUUAUCAAUAAUUAUUGUAUAAAUGUCUUAACAUUAAUCAAUAAACUAUAUUUCCGUCUUGGAAUGUUCUUAUCAA
Pogonomyrmex barbatus (red harvester ant) is the source of this 2018-nucleotide messenger RNA. Its product is annotated as ankyrin repeat and MYND domain-containing protein 2. Gene Ontology annotation, molecular function: protein binding. The record is from RefSeq and is a predicted model, not a curated record. NCBI's taxonomy places the organism in Eukaryota, Metazoa, Arthropoda, Insecta, Hymenoptera, Formicidae.